Molecule: messenger RNA, 1221 nt
Organism: Sorex araneus (European shrew)
Lineage: Eukaryota; Metazoa; Chordata; Mammalia; Eulipotyphla; Soricidae
Product: zinc finger protein 850-like
Exons: 1
Coding region: 1-1221 (406 amino acids)
Biological process (GO): regulation of transcription by RNA polymerase II
Molecular function (GO): DNA-binding transcription factor activity, RNA polymerase II-specific; RNA polymerase II cis-regulatory region sequence-specific DNA binding
Source: RefSeq, a predicted model, not a curated record
AUGUCUACUCCAGGUGACCUCAAGAACACCUUUAAGUGCCUUGAUUGCUCACAGAGGUUCCAGUAUGCCUGUAUGCUGCGUGCCCACGCUAAAGUGCACUCUGGGGUGAGGCCUUUCGCUUGCGAGCAGUGUGGGAAAAGCUUCAGUACUCAUUCGGUCCUGCAUAAGCACAGCCGGAUCCACAUGGGGGAGAGGCUGUAUGAUUGCGAGCAGUGUGGGAAAAGCUUCAGGUCUCGCUCCCAUCUGCAUCGGCACAGAAUGAUUCACACUGGGGAGAGGCCAUAUGAUUGCGAGGAGUGUGGGAAAAGCUUCACGACUCUCUCAAACCUGCGUAGUCACAGCCGGACGCACACUGGGGAGGGGCUGUAUGACUGUGAACAGUGUGGGAAAAGCUUCAGUACUCGUUCUGUCCUGCAUAAGCACAGCCGGAUCCACAUUGGGGAGAGGACAUAUGACUGUGAGCAGUGUUCCAAAAGCUUCAGGACUCGUUCAGUCCUGCAAAAACACAACCUGAUCCACACCAGGGAGAGGCCGUUUGACUGCGAGCAGUGUGGGAAAAGCUUCAGGACUCGCUGGAAUCUGCAAAACCACCACCGGACCCACACCGGGGAGAGACCGUAUGAAUGUGAGCAGUGUGGGAAGAGUUUCAAGACUCGCUACACUCUGCUUCAGCACAACCUGAUACACACGGGGGAGAGGCCAUAUGACUGCGAGGUGUGUGGGAAGAGUUUCAAGACUCGCUUCACUCUGCUUCAGCACAAACUGAAACACACAGGGGAGAGGCCAUAUGACUGCGAUCAAUGUGGAAAAAGCUUCAGUACUCGUUGGGUCCUGCAUAAUCACAGGCGGAUCCACACCGGGGAGAAGCCAUAUGCCUGCGAGCAGUGUGGGAAAAGCUUCAGGUAUCUCUCCAAUUUGCAUCAGCACAGCCUGAUUCACACUGGGGAGAGGCCAUAUGAGUGCGUGCAGUGUGGGAAAAGCUUCAGGACUCGCUUAACUCUGCGUCAGCACAACCGGAUCCACACUGGGGAGAGGCCAUAUGACUGUGAGCAGUGUGGGAAAAGCUUCAGGACUCGCUCGAAUCUGCAUGAGCACAACCGGAUCCACACCGGGGAGAGGCCGUAUGACUGUGAUCAGUGUGGGAAAAGCUUUAGGAGUUGUUCGGAACUGCGUAAGCACUGCCGGACCCACACUGGGGAGAGACCGUAUGACUGCCCCUAG